AAGCCCUUCCUUCCUCCCUAACAGCUCAGGAGCUGUGCUGCUGCAGCUUGCCCUGCUCAGGGCUGGCUGGGUCACAGAGAGGCAGCUCUACCCAGCGUUUCUGUCCUCCCAAAGUGCUCAUUUUAGGGCUUACCUGCUCCAGGUGUCAGCAGUUUGGCUUUUGGCCCAGGCAGGAGGCUGCCACCCUCCUGCAGGGGCUUCUCAAGCCCAUCUGUCCCUGGGGACAACCACCUCGAGGGCUCUGGUGGAGCAGUUGGGUUCCCCAAACCCCUCUUGCUUCCUUCUUCAGCAGGGCAGCAACCCACUCAGCCCCACCGUGCUCAUUUAGCACCCUCCUCCUUUUCCCCAGUGAUGUUUCCCUCUCGUUUCCACCUCAAGCGGGUAGUUGGGACCAGGACUGCCUUGCAGCCUUGGGUUGCUCCUCUCCACACGCAGCCCCUGACACCAGGCUGUCACGGGCAUGCACCCACGGAGGGGCUGUGCAGCCCCAUCCCUUCCCUGGGGUCACUUAUGACCCCCUCCCUCCCCAGCCAUCCUCUGUGCCAUCUUGCUCCCCAUCUUUCCCAGCCCCAUCAUUCCCCAGCGAGUCUCUACCCAGCAGGGGCACAGCCUGGCACUGGGAUGCCCCCAGCCCCCCUGAGAUGCAUCCCACCCUGCUGGACCACUCUGUCCCCGCUCGGGGCUGGGAGGAGAACUGGGUCAGCGACGUAACCAUGGAGAUGCUGAAGCAGCUCCAGCACAGCUCCGCUCUCCAGAACCUUUUAAAGACUAACCCGCCCCGGCACCCUCCGUCGCCUCCAGCCGGGGCUGGGGCUGGGGGGCUGAGCCUCCUCGGCGGGCAAAGCGAGGUGGGCACUGCCCAGUCCUCCUCCCUCAGCACCGGCCGCUGAUCCCAGGCGGCAGAGCCGGGGCCGAGGAGCUGCUGACCAUGCUGAACGGGGAGGCAGGCUCCUCGGCGGGCAGGAAUGUCAUCCGCAGCUCCAGCAUCAGCGGCGAGAUGUACAGCCUGGAGAAGAGCGCCCGCGGCAGCGCCGACUCCGUCGCCCUCGGCGCCAGCAAGAAGCGGCGCUCCAGCCUGGGUGCCAAGAUGGUAGCCAUCGUGGGCUUGUCCCAGUGGAGCAGGAGCACCUUGCAGCUCAACCAGACCGAGGGCGGCCCCAAAAAGCUGCGCAGCACCAUCCGGCGGAGCACAGAGACUGGCAUCGCGGUGGAGAUGAGGACCAGGGUGACUCGGCAGGGCAGCCGCGAGUCCACCGACGGCAGCACCAACAGCAACAGCUCCGACGGCACGUUCAUCUUCCCCACCACCCGGCUGGGGCCUGAGAGCCAAUUCAGUGACUUCCUGGACGGGCUGGGGCCAGGCCAGUUGGUUGGGAGGCAGACCUUGGCCACCCCUCCCAUGGGUGAUGUCCACGUGGGCAUGGCUGAGCGGAACGGGCAGCUGGAGGUGGAGGUGAUCCAGGCCAGGGGACUGAUCCCAAAGAUGGGUUCCAAGUACAUCCCUGCCACCUACGUCAAAGUCUACCUGCUGGAGAACGGCGUCUGCCUGGCCAAGAAGAAGACCAAGGUGGUGAAGAAAACCUGUGACCCCUCCUACCAGCAGCCUCUGCUCUUCGAGGAGAGUCCCCAGGGCAAAGUCCUGCAGGUGAUUGUCUGGGGGGACUAUGGGCGCAUGGACCACAAAUGCUUCAUGGGCAUGGCCCAGAUCGUGCUGGAGGAGCUGGACCUGUCCAGCACCGUGGCUGGGUGGUACAAACUCUUCCCCACCUCCUCGCUGGCCGACUCCAGCAUCGGACCUCUGACUCGCCGCCUCUCCCAGUCCUCCCUGGAGAGCUCCACCAGCCCUUCCUGCCCCUAGGCAGCUUGGUGGGAGAGGCCUGGAGGGGCAAGGAGACAUCCUGACCUCCCACAACUGCUCGUGGAUGGUUGUAAAUAUCCCAUUUUUGGUUGGUUGCUUUUUUCCCCCCUUCUUCCCACUCGGUUUUGUUCUCCGAUCUCCUUCCCGAAGCAAACCUGCUCUCCACCUGCUCCUCCCCGAGGAGCAAGGGCCCAGGAGCUCUGAGACAGGAGGAAGGAGAAGCAAGAAACCCUCCCCCCAGAGUGAGGCAGACCAGGGGCUGCGACUGCCAACCCACCCCAAGACUGUUAGCGCAGCUCACCCCAGCGUCCCGGCAGCGAGGAACCACCAAGCUUCUCUCCUGAGGUCUGGCAGCAUCUUCAGCUGAGUCACCCAACACUGCUGCAAGCAACACCUCCAGCAGGUUCCUUCUCCUCCCACUCCACUUGGUUUCCUUGCUUCUCCUGACCACCUGGGGUAGGAGCAUCUUGUCCUGAUCACUCCAAGCACUGCUGGAAGCAACACCUUGAGAUUUCUUCUUCCAGUUGGUUUCCUUCCCUCUCCUCAUCACCUGGAUGCUCCUGCCCUGAUCGGUCCAAGCACCACUGGAAGCAACACCUUGAGGAGGUUUCUUCUUCCAGUUGGUUUCCUUCCCUCUCCUCAUCACCUGGAUGCUCCUGCCCUGAUCGGUCCAGGCACCACUGGAAGCAACACCUUGAGGAGGUUUCUUCUCCCAGUUGGCUUCCUUCCCUCUCCUCAUCACCUGGGGCAGGAACACCCUGCCCUGAUCACUUCAAGCACUGAUGGAAGCAACACCUUGAGGAGGUUUCUUCUUCCAGUUGGUUCCCUUCCUUCUCCUGACCAUCUGGAUGCUCCUGCCCUGAUCACUCUGAGCACCACUGGAAGCAACACCUUGAGGAGGUUUCUUCUUCCUCCAGUUGGUUUCCUUCCUUCUUCUGACCACCUGGAUGCUCCUGCCCUGAUCACUCCGAGCACCACUGGAAGCAACACCUUGAGGAGGUUUCUUCUUCCUCCAGUUGGUUUCCUUUCUUCUUCUGACCACCUGGAUGCUCCUGCCCUGAUCACUCCGAGCACCACUGGAAGCAACACCUCGAGGAGGUUUCUUCUCCUUCCAGUUGAUUUCUUUGCCUCUGAGGGAAAGGCAAAGCUCUUCAAACAGAAACCUCAGAAGAGAGCAACCCAACUUAACCCAACUCAAUCCAACCCAACCCAACCCAACUCAACCUGACUCAACCCAACUCACCCCAACCCAACUCAAGUCAACCCAACCUGACUCAACCCAACACAACCCAACUCAAUGCAACUCAACUCAACCCUACACAACUCAACCCAUCCCAACCCAACUCAACCCAACUCAACUCAACCCAACCCAACCCUCUUUUUGGUUGCCCAGGAAUGUAGCAUCUUCUCUUAUGUAGCUUUGCCUCGUGCUAACAACACUCACUCUGCAAUACCCAACAGACUCCGGCUUGCCCGGGACCAUCUGCCAGGCACUUCCCGUUGGUUCCUUUCCUGACACAGCUCCUGCAGCUCUUCUGGUGGUCAUUUUUGGGUGGUUGGUUGUGGUUUGGGUUUUU
This is a messenger RNA of Pogoniulus pusillus (Red-fronted tinkerbird), 3435 nucleotides long. It is a transcript of the gene RIMS3, whose product is annotated as regulating synaptic membrane exocytosis 3. The transcript is spliced from 7 exons. The record is from RefSeq and is a predicted model, not a curated record. Gene Ontology annotation, biological process: regulation of synaptic vesicle exocytosis; positive regulation of synaptic transmission; regulation of membrane potential. Gene Ontology annotation, cellular component: presynaptic membrane; cytoskeleton of presynaptic active zone. The coding region runs from base 929 to 1858 and encodes 309 amino acids. NCBI's taxonomy places the organism in Eukaryota, Metazoa, Chordata, Aves, Piciformes, Lybiidae. Gene Ontology annotation, molecular function: small GTPase binding; transmembrane transporter binding.